Elaeis guineensis (African oil palm) is the source of this 447-nucleotide messenger RNA. RefSeq names its product auxin-induced protein 6B-like. The record is from RefSeq and is a predicted model, not a curated record. Gene Ontology annotation, biological process: response to auxin. Lineage: Eukaryota; Viridiplantae; Streptophyta; Magnoliopsida; Arecales; Arecaceae.
AUGGAUUCCAAAAAGCUCAACAAGAUCACAGAAAUAGUUAGGUUGCAACGGAUGCUAAAGAAGUGGAAGAAGCUUGCAGUUGCACCAAAGAGCAACAGCAAGAGCAUCAAGUUCCUCAAGAGGACCCUCUCCUUUUCCGACACUUCAUCAGCACUCUCUGGAGAUCAUGUCCCCAAGGGGUAUCUUGCUGUAUGUGUUGGAGAGGAAAUGCAGAGGUUUGUGAUCCCUACUCAGUAUUUGAGUCACAGGGCCUUCGCAGUUCUGCUCAGAGAAGCAGAAGAGGAGUUCGGGUUCCAGCAGGAAGGUGUGCUGAGGAUCCCCUGUGAGGUUUCUGUGUUUGAGAGCAUACUAAAGGUGGUGGAGAAAAAAAAGGGAGGGUUUUGCUAUUGUUCUUCUGAGGCUGAAGUUGCUCAGGCCCAUCACCCACCAAAACCUAUAUGCAGAUGA